Molecule: messenger RNA, 645 nt
Organism: Brettanomyces nanus
Lineage: Eukaryota; Fungi; Ascomycota; Pichiomycetes; Pichiales; Pichiaceae
Exons: 1
Coding region: 1-645 (214 amino acids)
Biological process (GO): Golgi to vacuole transport; macroautophagy; retrograde transport, endosome to Golgi
Cellular component (GO): ER to Golgi transport vesicle membrane; late endosome membrane; SNARE complex
Molecular function (GO): SNARE binding; SNAP receptor activity
Source: RefSeq, a predicted model, not a curated record
AUGUCUGACUUAUUUGAUAGCUAUGAGUCCGACUUCAAAUUGGCAUAUUCUGAUGCUCAGCAAAAAGAAAAUCAAAUUUAUGGAUUAACUGACCAGGACCAAAGAGUUGAACUGAUGAGAGACGUCGAAAAGUCUCUUGAUGACUGCUACGAGUUGAUUGAAUCGAUGUCUUUGGAAGUUCAGCAGCUUUCGACGCACGAAAGAGCACCGUUCAAUGCCAAAAUCAGAACUUAUAAGCAGGACACCGAUCGUCUUAACUCCACUCUUAAGUCUCUCAUGGAUGAUGAGGAUAAGAGACAAUUGUUUGGAGACUCUGCAGAGGGUGAGAAUUAUUCUCAAAGGCAAACAUUAUUGAAUACAAACGAGUCUAUUGAUAGAUCCACAAAACAACUCAACGAUGCUACGAGAACCGCCGUUGAGACGGAAACUGUCGGCUCUUCUAUCAUGGAUACUCUAAGAUCUCAACGUGACCAAAUCACAAACGCCAGGGAUACCCUUGGAGAGGCUGAUAAUUACGUUGACAGAUCUCUACGAACCUUGAAAACGAUGACGAGAAGGCUCGCCACCAAUAAAAUCAUCACCUACGGAAUCAUCGCCGUUCUUAUUCUUCUAAUAUUGCUUGUCCUAUACAGCAAAUUUGCUUAA